AUUAGCAUUUCUCCAUAUAAUUUUCUAUGCUUCAGUCACUGUGUACAAAUCACAAUAAAAACGUAAUUCUGUGAAAGAAACAUGGUUAAAUGGUCGCCUUUACUGAUAUUACAAAUGGUAGCGCACGUUUCAAUUUCCCUGAAAUUUAUAACCCAUCCUGAAGCGGAUCUCAACAUGGAGCAAAAAAUUAAAAAACACGGAUACCCCCUCGAAAUUCACGAGGUCAUAACAGAAGAUAAUUAUAUACUCACGGUACACAGAGUACCACAUGGUAGAAAACCACCGAACAAUAGAACCAAUAGAAGUCCAGUUUUGUUGCUACAUGGUAUGGGAGCUCAUCCAGAAUACUUCUUGGUACUCGGCAGGCGUUCCCUGGUGUAUUACCUAGCUGAUAGAGAUUUCGAUGUGUGGAUACUAAAUGCUAGGGGAUCACCGUAUUCUGAGAAACACAAAUAUUUUGAUGUUGGAGAUCCUAAAUACUGGAAAUUCAGUUUCCAUGAAAUUGGAGUAUACGAUAUUCCAGCCAAUAUAGACUACAUAGUAAAUAAAACGAACCAGAAAGUUUUCGUUAUUGGACACUCGCAAGGUAACACGUGUUACUUUGUUAUGGCAACUGAAAGGCCUGAAUAUAACGAUAAAGUAAAAAUUUCCAGUGUUUAUGCACCUUCAGUUCUUCUGAAAUAUAUGGACUAUCCUUUCGCUGUUACAUUUUCGUAUGUAGUUGAACUGUUCCAGCUGAUUUAUGAUAUUUUGGGAAUGGGAGUUUUAUUUCCAGUGAACGAUUCUAUAGCACUGCUAACAAAAAUUUUGUGUUCAGAAACUACAUAUUUUUUACAAUUCUGCACACACCUUUUGUCUGUCAUAGGAAGUCAUGAAUCUCAACUUAUUACUAAGGAAGUUGCUUCCCUACUUUUCAGCGUACGACCCGUAAAUAUUGCUGCUAGACAAUUGUUCCAUUACAUGCAAAAUGUAAAAUCAGGUAUAUUUAGACAAUACGACUUUGGAGAAAUUGGUAAUUUGGAAAGAUAUAAGACAAAAAUGCCACCAGAAUACAAUUUAACAAAUGCAGUAGCUCCUGUCGCUUUAUUUUAUGCAGAGAGAGAUGACGUGACGUCUGUCAAAGGGGCACAGGAAACUAUGAAGGUCUUACCCAAUGUGAUAUUUAGCUAUAAAGUGCCAUAUAAAUAUUUUAACCACAUAGAUUUCCUUUUUGGUAGCAACGCUUCUACUCUGGUGUAUAAAAGAAAUGUCCAGUUAUUCAAGGAUUUUGACAGUGGAAAAAUGACAUAAAAAUAGGAUAUGAUUCAAAUUCGUUAAAAAUUAAGAAUUUUAAAUGUAUUUUAUGUUUUGUAUAUUCUUUCGCAAAUUUUUUCGUAUUGCACUGACAAAAGUAUUGUUAUUAUUCCGUUAAAAAAGGAAGUUUAUUUUAUAAUGUUAUCAAAAUGUUAGGUAGGUAUUACAGUAACUAUAGUAGGAUCGUAUUCGAUCCAAAGUAGAGCAAAAAAUUGUCGGUCAUCAUUUU
Messenger RNA from Anoplophora glabripennis (Asian longhorned beetle), 1522 nucleotides. RefSeq names its product lipase 3-like. Gene Ontology annotation, molecular function: hydrolase activity, acting on ester bonds. The record is from RefSeq and is a predicted model, not a curated record. The transcript is spliced from 7 exons. Lineage: Eukaryota; Metazoa; Arthropoda; Insecta; Coleoptera; Cerambycidae. Bases 82 to 1290 code for a protein of 402 amino acids. Gene Ontology annotation, biological process: lipid metabolic process.